AUGGGUCCCGUAAAAAAGAACCUCAAGGCGACCAAGAAAUUCGAAAAGAACCACCUUAAGGGCGUUUUGGACAAGAGAAAGGCUGUUGCCAAGAUCAAGCAACGACAGCAGGUCAAAGAUAAAAAACAAACCCGACGAGCAAAGGACGCCGAGUUUUUCAAAGGCACUGACGAUGGAUCCACUCCGGACAAGAGGUCGAAUGGCGGCAAGGGAAAGCAGAGCGGCGAGAUGAGCGUCGACGACUUUUUCCAGGGCGGAUUCGACGAGAUUAUUGACAGCAAGGAGAACAAAGCUGGCAAACUUGGCAAGCGCAAGAGAAGCGAGCCCAAGGAUGACGAAGAAAUGAGCGAUGGAAGCGGCUCCGGUGUAGAUAUCAGUGGACCGCCAGCGGCUAGUGAAAGCGAGGACGGCAGCGAGGAUGACGAAGAUGGCGGUAUGAGCAAAGAGACCAUGGAUAAGCUAGCCGAGAAGGAUCCUGAGUUUUACAAAUUCUUGAAAGAUAACGAUCCGGAAGCAUUGGAUUUUGACGACGACGCGGACUUAGCAGAGGUUGAUGAACUCAGCGCCGGCGAGGAUGAACACGAGGACGAGCAACCCAAGAAGAAGCAAAAGAAGGCCAAGGCCGCUGCAGAACAGGACCGAAAAGACGAAGAGCCUUCCCAGAGCAAUGAGCUGACUAAAUCCACUGUUGCUAGCUGGCGAAAAGCCAUGGAGGAAAAGAACUCACUGAGAGCAGCUAGACAAGUGGUCCUUGCAUUCCGAUGCGCCGCUCACUUGAAUGAAGACGAGAAUGAUGAGGGCGAAACGCAGCAGCGAUGGGUGAUCAACAGCCCCGAAGUCUACAAUGACAUUUUGGUCCUGGCAUUGAAACAGAUUCCUGUGGUCAUGAACCACCACCUGCCCAUCAAGGAGUCUGCCUCUGGGAGAGCAUACGCGCAGAUCGAGACCAAGAAGUUCAAAACAUUGUCAAUUCUGCUCAAGUCCUACACCUCUUCCAUCAUGUACCUCCUCGGUACACUGUCCGAUGACAAGACUCUCAAGCUGACCCUCUCAUCCUUGACACCCAUUCUUCCGUACCUCCUCUCAUUCAAAAAACUUGUCAAGGCCCUAUCCAAAGCUGUUGUCAACUUCUGGGCCCAGCCGGCCAGUUCAGAAACCACCCGAAUCACAGCUUUCCUGGUCCUCCGCAGGCUCGUCGUAAUCGGUGACAAGGGCAUUCGUGAAAUGGUCCUCAAAGCAACAUACCAGGGGCUUGUCCAAGGCAGCCGCGUCACCAAUCACAACACCAUCGAGGGCAUCAAUUUGAUGAAGAACUCGGCCGCCGAGCUCUGGGGCAUCGACCCAGCGGUUGGAUACACCACGGCCUUCACAUUCAUCCGCCAACUCGCCAUCCACCUCCGCAACAGCAUCGUCAACAACAAGAAUGACUCCUUCCGCAUGGUGUACAACUGGCAGUUUACGCACUCGCUCGACUUCUGGUCUUGCGUCCUGGCCGAGCACUGCUCGCCGCUCAAGGAAGCCGAGGCCGGCAAGGAAAACCAGCUCAAGCUCCUCAUCUACCCCCUCGUCCAGGUCACGCUCGGCGCCAUGCGUCUCAUCCCCACGGCCAUCUACUUCCCGCUCCGCUUCCACCUUAUUCGCUCGCUGCUGCGCACCUCCCGCGCAACAGGGACCUACAUCCCGCUCGCCUCCCCGAUCCUCGAGGUCCUCUCCUCGGCUGAGAUGAAAAAGGCGCCCAAGGCAACCACCCUCAAAGCCUUCGACUUUGCCGUCGCCUACAAAGCACCCAAGUCGUAUCUCCGCACCCGCAUCUACCAAGACAACGUGGGCGAACAGAUUGCUGAGCUGCUCAGCGAAUUCUUCCUCCUGUGGUCCAAGUCCAUUGCCUUCCCGGAACUAGCGCUCCCCGUCAUUAUCCAGCUGAAGCGGUGGCUGAAGCAGGCCCGCUCAAGGAACCAGGGCAAUAAGAACGCAAAGCUUGUUUCCCAACUAGUCACUCUCGUACAGAAGCUGGAGGCGAAUGCAAAGUUCAUUGAGGAGCGCCGCGCCAAAGUAGACUUUGCGCCCAAGGACCGCGCGCAGGUGGAUGCGUUUUUGAAGGAUUUGGAUGUGGCCAAGACGCCGCUGGGGGCAUAUGUCGUGAACCAGAGAAAGGCACGCGAGGAGAAGAACAGGAUGUUGGAGGAGGCGAGGAAGGAGGAGGACAGAAAGAGGAGAGAGGACGAGAAAGGCGUCGUUGAGGAUGAGAGCGACGAUGAAAUGGAGGUUGAUGGUGAAGACGAGACCGACGAGGAAGACGACAAUGACGCGGUUGAGCUGGAAGACGACGAUGAAGACAGCGAGUAA
This is a messenger RNA of Metarhizium brunneum ARSEF 3297, 2346 nucleotides long. RefSeq lists its product as uncharacterized. Lineage: Eukaryota; Fungi; Ascomycota; Sordariomycetes; Hypocreales; Clavicipitaceae. Gene Ontology annotation, biological process: ribosomal large subunit biogenesis. Gene Ontology annotation, cellular component: nucleolus; nucleoplasm; Noc2p-Noc3p complex. The record is from RefSeq and is a predicted model, not a curated record.